Messenger RNA from Austrofundulus limnaeus, 3066 nucleotides. Its product is annotated as pannexin-3. Bases 254 to 1639 code for a protein of 461 amino acids. The record is from RefSeq and is a predicted model, not a curated record. The transcript has 5 exons. Gene Ontology annotation, molecular function: wide pore channel activity. Lineage: Eukaryota; Metazoa; Chordata; Actinopteri; Cyprinodontiformes; Rivulidae. Gene Ontology annotation, biological process: cell-cell signaling; monoatomic cation transport; positive regulation of interleukin-1 production. Gene Ontology annotation, cellular component: plasma membrane.
AAGGUCUACUGUAGAGUACUGGAGGUCUGCUGCUGUACGUACCAUCUGGACGCCUAAAUGCUCCCAGAUGUCUUCUUUGUAAUUAGAGCCAGACCCGGCUCAGCCUCGUCCAGCCCAGAUCCAACCUCUUAUUUACCAGCAAACUCCAUGAGUACUUAAGGAGCUUUCCAACUUUUAGCAGGUCUCCAGAGGUACAUCUUUAGUGCAACAGCGAUCAUAAACGAAGAAAACAAGAGCACCUAAGRCAUCCAUAAUGUCUAUAGCCCAAGCAGCAGCCAAGGCCAUGCUAUCUGAUGCCCUGCUGCAGGACAGCUCUGGCAUUAAUAGGAUCAACCACCUGGAACUGGAGCUUCCUUUAGACAAGGUCAUCAAGUAUGUCUCUGUUGGCCUCCCACUCUUGCUGGUGUGCAUGGGUUUUGCUCGUGAGAUCUCCCUGGGGCCCCAAAUCAGCUGUUUCCCUCCCAGCAACUUCACAGUUAAACAGGCCGACUAUGUAGACACGUACUGCUGGGACUCUCUCAUGCAUCAUGAGUUUGAUAAUGACGGGAACUUUGAGGAGCGCUCGCUCUGGGUACACAAAAUGUUUCCUUACUCUCUCCUGGCCAUGGCGGUCCUGAUGUACCUGCCAGCUCUAAUCUGGCGCCUGCUCGUCAGCCCUACUCUGUGCUCAGACCUGCUCUUCAUAACUGAUGAACUGGACAAGUCCUACAACCGCUCAGUUCGACUGGCUCAAAACAUUCUGGACAUGCGUCAGAACACCAAGAACCCGCUAACAUUUCAGGCUGAGCUUCAAAGGGCCAAAAGAAACCGAUACUUCGAAUAUCCUCUUCUGGAGAGAUACAUGGAGUGCAAACAAAAGUCUUAUUUCCUCGUUAGCAUGCUUUUUUUGAGAGGCUUCCUUCUCCUGACCUUCAUGACCUCUGCCUGCCUCUACCUGGCAUACUUCCACCUUUCGGCCUUCCUGCAGGAUGAGUUCAGUUGCUUUGUCCGAACAGGUAUGCUGCGGGACCAGGGCUGGGUUCCAGAGCUUGUUCAGUGCAAGAUCAUUGGGCAGUUGGUGUUCCAGGUGAUAAGUGUGGUAAACGGCACCAUCUAUAUCCUGUUGGGACCCAUUGUCCUCUUCAGCCUUAUUCGACUCUUUGUUUGGGACACUUCUUUCAUCUCAGUCUAUGGGGUUCUUCCAGCUCUGGAUCUCAUCAACCGUCAAAGGCUUGGAUGUCCACUGAAUGACCUCAAUGUUCUCCUACUAUUUUUGCGUGCUAACGUGGCCCACUUGAAGUCCUAUGGUCAAAUGAGGGCUUUGUGUUCUCUCGCACCACCACACGUGGGCAACACCACAGCACGGCAAAGCUUGAAUGCAAUGCUGACACAAGAAGAAAUGGAGGAGCGUGAAGAGGCUGCACUAGAGCUUGCCGAGGAAAUUGGAGAAGCGAAGGAGGAAGGGAAGUUCAAUUUGGUGGAUAUCAUGACUAUUCUGGGAGCAGCUCAGGGACGAGUGGCGAACUGCARUAAGAAGACACCUCUCAUGGAGGAAAAUAUGAGUCUGGGUACCACAACAUUUAUUUACACACUCAAACGCAUUCUUCUAGUGGCUAUUUUUAUCUUCAUCAUUUGGGAUGUACAGAAAAUCAUAAAAUAAUUUCCAAAWAAGUGAUGCUACUUCAUUGCUUUCAUGCUUUUCAUUAUAAGUACCGUUAGAUGAGCACCUCAAAUACAAAAGGGCAUUAGAUUUAGUUGGACUUGUGAAACUGAGGAAAACUGAGGAAUAUGUCUAAAUGAAAAAGAAAAACUUUGUUGUUUAGGGCUGUGUUGAUUUCAAAACUGAAAGUCCUAUACUCUAAAAUAGUCUGAAAUUUCUGGCUCAAGUAGAAGAGAUGGAUUUUUGGUUUUUCUUUUCCCUAACUGACCUCUCUGUCUCUUCACAGAGCCAAACCACCAGGGGUACCAUGAGUUGAAGGAGACUGCACCAUUGAGUCAUUACUAGACCUUCAAGGGACUGAAUCAGUGUACUAGCAAAGAGGAAUAGAGGGUUGAGAAGGUUAGGGGUAGUGAGGGGUUGUCAUUAAUUAGGCCUCUGUGGUCUGACAACAAAAAAAGCCUCUUUUUAGAAUUACAGGGCAGAUUUUUCUGACGAAUUGUCAAUGAAUAUCGAUUUGUCAGUUUUUAGCUGUUGGACAUGCCACAGAUCUGUCUUCUGUUUUUUUCUAUAACCGUGUGUAUUUUAAAUAUGAAGACAAUCAAAUCUCAAUGUUUGUUUGUUUCUGCUGGUUGUUGUUGUUUUGUUUGUUUUUUUAUUACUGUAACAUAAUUUGUCUGUAUGACAUUUUUACAUUAAAAAACAWUUUUUUACCUAGUUUGUACCUAAUGUCACAAGCCAAAGUCUGUUCAUUGACAGACAUGAAUUUAGUUUCAGCAACAGACAGUUGCUGACAGUAUGAUGAGGCAGCACUUUUGAAUAUAUCCUAGCUAUAUAAUUGCUUGUUUCUUGCUAUUUUCUUUACCAGUAUCUAAUACUGCAGUAUACCAUGAAAAAAAUAGCCCUUUGUUUUUAACCUAACAGAAAAAAUUUCAUGAUCUUUAGUGAGUGUCAGAAUGCAGCUGAGAAUGAUUGUGGGUGAACCUUGUAGUACUGUAGAGAAAACGUAUUGCUAAUGUAUAGGGUGAGGUUGAGCAGGAAUGCAAUUAAAGAUGGUAAAACAUUSAUAUUGCAGCAUCAYGACACAAAUCAAUUAAUGAAGUUAUCAGUCUGAACUCAGUUUUCCUGAMUGAACAGUAUACAACUGUUUGUCUUCUCUUGAGGACGUUGUWAUUAUUCUAAACUAAAGACAGCAAAGUAUCUGACCAUUUGUACCAACAAUGUAAAGCUGAAAUUGAAUUGUUAUGGAACCUGGGGUAAAAAUCAGCAUUUGCACAUCUAUAAAAUGUAAAAAGGUCCUGACAUCUGGAACUAUUUGGCACUGUGAUGAGAACUGAACUGCUUGUAAAUAUGUCACUUGUUCAUUCUUUAAGUGAAAUAUGAACAUUUAUGUUAUGUAUUUCUAAAUUAAUAAAUCAUUUUAUUUACCA